AUGCUAUUACAGACGCGCCUGGCCUAUGCCCGCGCAUGGCAUCACCUCGACAUUGGCUCUGACCCGCGCGCCCUGGGCCGCGUAGCCUCCGCCAUAGCCCUCGCCCUCAUGGGCAAACACAAGCCUAUUUUCGACCCUUCGACCGACUGCGGCGAUUACGUCGUGGCGACCAAUUGCUCGCAGCUGCACACGACGGGCAAGAAGCGCUUCCAGAAACUCUACCGCACACAUAGCACGCGGCCGGGUUCGCUGAAGGAAUUGUCAAUGGAUAGGAUGAUGGCGAAGUGGGGCGGAGGUGAGGUCCUGAGGAAGGCGGUUAGUGGUAUGUUGCCGAAGAAUAGACUGCGCAAGGAGAGAUUGGCGCGGUUGAAGACGUUUGAGGGCCAGGCGCAUCCGUAUAAGGAGAAUUUGAUUAAAGUGGUGAAUGGAGGCGGGCAGAGUAUAACGGAACAUGCGGAUGUCAAGAGGGCGUUUUUGGAGGCGACUACACAGAAUGCGGCGGCGCCGGUGUCAUGACGGGGAAGGGGAUUGAUAGUAUAAGACAUGUAAACAUGAUGCCCUUAGUAUCGUGUGCAGAUUGGCUGCUGUUUAUUGAACAACACCAGUAAGUCCUGGCUGGCA
Pyrenophora tritici-repentis Pt-1C-BFP is the source of this 621-nucleotide messenger RNA. RefSeq names its product mitochondrial 54S ribosomal protein uL13m. Gene Ontology annotation, biological process: translation; negative regulation of translation. Gene Ontology annotation, cellular component: mitochondrial large ribosomal subunit; ribosome. NCBI's taxonomy places the organism in Eukaryota, Fungi, Ascomycota, Dothideomycetes, Pleosporales, Pleosporaceae. Gene Ontology annotation, molecular function: structural constituent of ribosome; mRNA binding. The record is from RefSeq and is a predicted model, not a curated record.